GUUACCCGACCUACAAAGAGAAGGUGAAGCGGCGUCCCGGAGGUCGUCCAGAGGUCAUCUACAACUACGUCCAGCGGCCCUUCAUCCGCAUGUCCUGGGAGAAGGAGGAGGGCAAGAGCCGCCACGUGGACUUCCAGUGCGUCAAGUCCAAGUCGUCCAGCAACCUGGCAGCCGCCGCAGCAGACAUCCCCCAGGACCCACCGGGGCCCCAGGUAGACGAGCUGGACACUCCCCCGCCCGACCCCCAUCAACUGGGGCUGGGACAGGACAACAGCCCUCAGCCCGCACAAGGCUGCGAGGGCCCCCACCAGCAGGCUCAGGACCCCCACAGCCAGCAGCAGGGCAGCAGCUUCUCUCAGGACACAUACCACUACGAGCCGGACCCCGACACCCCCUCUCCCUCUGCAUGAGGUCACACUGACAGCAACAAGUGCUUCCACACACACACACACACACACACACACACACACACACACACACACACACACACACACACACACACACACACACACACACACACACACACACACAGUUAACCAGAACUAAACGUCUCUGAUAAUUGUCAGACUACGGUCCCUGCAGCAGCCAAUCAGCACACAGUUCCUAUGCCAGUUAGAGAGCUUUUGUACACUUGUGGCCAUCAGUAAGAAGCCCCCCCCACCCCCCCCACUCCGAGUGGCAAACACCACUUUGCCUUGUUCAGCACUCUGCUGCAGCCUCACUCAGGCCCAGGGGGAGGAGACGAGCCCAGCAGCACCCCCCACUUUCGUGUGUGUGUGUGUGUGUGUGUGUGUGUGUGUGUGUGUGUGUGUGUGUGUGUG
Notothenia coriiceps (black rockcod) is the source of this 821-nucleotide messenger RNA. RefSeq names its product BTB/POZ domain-containing protein 10-like. The annotation marks the transcript as partial. The record is from RefSeq and is a predicted model, not a curated record. The transcript has a single exon. NCBI's taxonomy places the organism in Eukaryota, Metazoa, Chordata, Actinopteri, Perciformes, Nototheniidae. Gene Ontology annotation, cellular component: cytoplasm. Gene Ontology annotation, biological process: positive regulation of phosphorylation.